This is a messenger RNA of Rhagoletis zephyria (snowberry fruit fly), 2892 nucleotides long. Its product is annotated as protein FAM57B. Gene Ontology annotation, cellular component: membrane; endoplasmic reticulum. Gene Ontology annotation, biological process: lipid homeostasis. NCBI's taxonomy places the organism in Eukaryota, Metazoa, Arthropoda, Insecta, Diptera, Tephritidae. The record is from RefSeq and is a predicted model, not a curated record.
ACAAAUUAUGGGCGCUAACACCGCCCUGCAACAGCGCCUGCGUGGCAGUCGCUGCUACAUGUCCUUGGCCUGUUCCAUUGGCUCGAUGAGCCUGGCUUGUGGCAGCCUGCUGCAGAUACCCAAUACAACAGAUCGCAUUUCACUGCAACGCGGCCUCUUCCUCACCUCAUUGGGUUUCAUUUACUUUGUGUCGCUGACAGAUUUCUGCAACAAGUACCUGUUGAAUACGAAACGUGGCCUGCAGUUUCGUAAAAAAUAUCGCCUUAUGAUGUCGGAUGUUAUGGAAAUCACCAACAAAAUCGUUUCCGCCAUACAGGCCGCAUUCUCAUUUCUGGUCGGCUUUAUUGUAUGCAAAUCGACCUGUAGCAAGUCAUUUGUCUACGCCUCGCAUUUCUUGAUGGAAGCCUAUGGCUGGUUUGGCACCGCUUACUUUAUGUACGACAUUUGGUCCAUGUACAAAGUGCAUACACAGAAAAUCGCUGACAAAUUGAGACUGAUGAGUCUGAAUACCGCCGCUGGCGCAGGUGUGCGCUGCUCAUCGAAUGGCGUCAAUAUUGUCAAUGGCGCUGCUGCUGGUAAUGGCAGUUGUGAUGGUUACAGUGAUGGAGAUGAUUCACCGGUACGCGCGACAGCACAGCAACGCGAAAACGAUGAUAUCUACGAUUAUGAUGGCGAUUGUGUGCAGAUACCGAAGGAUGGCAAGUGGGAUUUCAUCAAAUAUGUGAUUACGCAUCCAGUUAUGAUGAUCCAUCAUAUCUUCAUUGGUACUUUUGGCUUACUGGUUGUGACGUACAUACGCGGCGGUGGCCACUGCAUCUACAGCUAUAUGUUCAUGAUGGAAUUCUCCACGCCCUUCGUUUCGAUGCGCAGCAUACUGAGCACUAUGCGUUUGAAAGACUCACGCGCUUACAUCAUCAAUGGUCUGCUAAUGUUGGGCACGUUUUUAGUGUUUCGUGUUUUUAUGUGGCCAUACGUUAUGUAUCGCUAUAGUGUGGCCAUCAAUGUGAGCCUCUGGCAGGCGGUGACCACUUUGCCACGCGGUUGCAUUAUAAGCAUUUUGAUACUCUUCCUACCACAGCUUUAUUGGUUCUUUUUGAUGGUCAAAGGUGCACUAAAGGUACUUUUACCGGCAAAACAAAAAAUUGCUGCACCCAAAAAAUUGCGGCAGUCAAAAAACAACAACUUAUCACCGGUGACACCAAACGCUGAACAAAAUUUUAAUCAAAUUUGCGAAGCUGCGGUCAACGGCGCAGCCGAAAAGCACUCAACACAGAACCAAUUGCUAUCAUUUGAUAGAAAUGUUAAAAAUUAGAUAUAUGUACAUACAAACACAGUUGAAUUUUAUUGGCAGCAAAGAACCGUUAACCUCAAGGAAGAUGAAGUUUAUUUUUAACAUAGUCUAUAUGUACCAAUAACAUCUGCUUUGCUGUUAUUCAAUUAAGUUUGUAAAAAAUUUAUUUUGUGAUUAAUUAAUUUAUACUUAUUCUUGCAUUCAUACAACCAUUUAUUCCACAGCACAAUUUAUUAUAUACCUACAUAGAUAGUUAACAUCUUUGGUAAAAAAAAAAUCUGAGUUACAGGUCUAUUCUGCGCUGUUAAUAAAGAUUUUGUAACCAGUAAAUAAAGUUACUGCCAAUAUUUAAACCCUUUUCGCAUACUGUGUACUCCUAUAACCGGUAAGUUUUGUUACCAUCUCAUAAGCUGGUAAAAUAUGCAAUGUCAGAAUUUCCACAAAUCUUCAUAGCUGAAUUGUUGAAUAUUUUAACUGAAUUACCAACCCAGAAUCGCGGUGACAAGAGCUGGUAACAUUUUUGUGGUAAUAAAAUUUUCUGGUUACAAAAUCUUCUGUAACGUGCAGAAUAGAAUUAAAUUGAUGAUUUAUUUCCAAUUAACUUAUGCAUUUGAAAUGUCUUCUAACUUUGUUCUACAUAUGUAAAAGCCACAAAAUAACACUCGAAGUGAAGUUAACAUUUUAAUUUUUGUAAACAUUGUUAAUUAACUAUUAAAUAUUUAAUAUAUUGAACUUUCUGAUGGUCAUUUUUGACUUACUUCUACUUAUUUCUGUAUGUGUAUAGGUGUUUAUUUAUGCAAUUGUGUGUAUGCAAGCGCCAAUUAUUUUAGCAUAAUUACAUAUAUACCAACCAUUUUAUAAAUUAAAUGUUAAUUUAAUUCGAUAAAUGUUAUAAAGGUAAUAGAUAUUACACACUUAGCAGCAUACAUACAUGUUUUUUAUAUGUAUACAAAAGAACAAAUACUAGUUAUUAAUAUGUAAUACUUUAAGUCAUCUAAUUUGUAACAUUUUAGUGAAGGCAGUACAACUAAUUUUUCCAAAUAUAUAUAUAUUUUUUUUUUUGCUUGAGUUCCUUUACUUUUAAACUAUAAAUUAUGUUUGUAUAUCUGAGUAUUGAAAAGUAGUACUUGAAUUCGCGUAUUUAUAACUUGCCCAAAUUGUAAAAUUACAUAAAUUUGCAUGUAUAAUAGAUGUGUAUUUAAAAUGAAAAUAAUGCCGUUAGCAGCAUUUAAUCAGCUUGCGCAAAAUGCAAUGUAGACAAACUAAAAAGUAUACCUAAAGGGAAAGAACCAAUAUGAGAUAACACAUUCGAUAUCUCGCAUUUUUUUGCUGUAGAUACUUUAUAUUGAUGCAUUUUAGUCGUAUACAAGUUUUCAUGUGUUGUGAGAAAUACAUAUGUAUGUAUGUACAAAUAAAUUAAAUAAAAAAUCUACAGCAUCAGCCAACAAGCAGGCACACUACUAACUACUCGUGCUUAUCGUUUGUGUGCAGAUAUACAAAAAAAAAGAAAGAAACAACUAAUAAAGAAUCUGCAUAAUUGUUUAAUAACCUGUUUCGACUGAUUUAUAACGGAGGUUGGUUUUAUGCGGAUAAUAAUAAAA